UUUAGAUUAGUCCGCGUGCAUGGAGCCGAGCGUUCACAGUCGGGAUCGAGAUCGAGAUCGAGUAGCUAGUGUCUCGCUGCCGAGCGUCGUCGAAUGGGUGUUGGGAAAUAUAUAAAUUAAUAGCUGUUAUUAAAAAAUUAACGGUAAUUAACGUGUGGUAACGGGUUAAAUCAUUGUUGCUGUUAUGAUUGAAAAUCUUCGAUCAUUUGAGAAUUUGGGAGACUCCGGUUUAUCGUUGUAAACUGGAGCCGCCGACUUCCCUAAGAAAUCUAAAAAAAAAAGACAAAAACAAAUAUCGCAAAUUACUCAGAACGUGAGACGGAGUUGUAACAUCCUCGGAGAAAAGUUUCUGUAAAAUCCACGGAUCCAUCAACGUUCAGUCAUGAGUUCUGUUACAGAAACCACAGUUAAUAGACUCGAUGUCAUGCGCGACCACGAGAUAGGUGAAGGUGUGAUGAAUGGAAACGCGUUUAAGGAUGUAUUACGCGAAUCAACUGCCGAAGCAGUGCGAAAAAGAAUACAGGAAAUAAGAGAAGAUGUUGUGGGACACGUUAACAAACGCAUUAACGAUCUGAUGUCCGAUGUUCUAGGGAACAUAGAGGUACCUUCGUCGAACAAUGACAAAUUUUUGCACAGCAUUAAUAAAAAUUCCGACAAAAGAAAAUCCAGCAAAAAGGAUGGGCUGCCGGAUAAGGAGUUUCUCGCGAGAAACUCGUUGCUCACUGAUCUCUUCGAGAUCCCGCACAUUCGCACAGUUUACAAUCUGUUCAUGGUGACCCUCAUACUCCUGCUUUUCAGCACCAUCGCAUCCGACAUUAUGGAAUACGGAACGGUUCGCGCUGGUACCAAAACCUUACAAAUUGGUUUUGCAAAGUUUCCAACAUGCAUCUAUAUUUGGUUGCUAAUGCAAACAUCGACAUUCGGUGUCUACGUGGCCUUCACCCUCUGGGCGAAUCAACGUCUCCGAUUCUUACCAAAAUCCUCCAUCCGGAAAUUUUGUGAUUACACCUGGUUAUCGGCAUUUAUAUUAUAUCAAGUCGUCUUCUUCAUUAUUCCUGUCAGGAUGUUAAUCAAAGAAAAUCUCUCCAUAGGUUGCAGUUUAAUUAUUAUUACUGAGCAACUACGCAUGGUGAUGAAGAGUUGGGCUUUCGUCAGAAGCGCGGCACCCAAGUACUUGUCCUACAAACCCCACAGCGAAACUCCACGACCGAGCGGCCCUAGUUUCUCACAGUAUUUGUACUACCUAUUCGCACCGACUUUUGUAUACCGCGACGAAUAUCCUAGGACUAACAAAAUCAGGUGGACAGUGGUGUUUUGGAAUUUCGCUGAAGUCGGCCUAACGAUUUUCUAUCUCGCCUUGAUCUUGGAACGUUUAGUAGUACCCGCCUAUCACGUAUUCGGCACGCAGUACCUAGAUCGGAAAUGGUUCGUCAAAAAUAUCAUCGAGUCUAGUGUUCCCGGAAUUCUCUAUUUCGUCACCGGACAAUACCUCCUGCUGCACGCGUGGAUGAACGCUUGGGCGGAAAUGUUGCGGUUCGCAGAUCGAUUGUUUUACAAGGACUGGUGGAACAGCACGACUUACGCACAGUAUUACCGCACGUGGAACAUAGUCGUGCACGAUUGGCUAUACACGUAUAUCUAUAAGGACGUGUAUGAUAUAAUGGCGCGUAACCGAACGCUGGCAGCUACAGCUGUAUUUCUCACUUCCGCCAUCAUCCACGAGUACAUAAUUGCGUUUCCAUUCGGCUUCUUCUAUCCAGUAAUGUUUAUUUUAUUCGCCGGCAUAGGCUUCCCCAUGUUCUUCGUCCGCAAAUACGUCACCAACAACGUCUUCAUGUGGCUGUCCUGGAGUCUCGGCAAUGGCAUUACGUUUAGUCUAUACUCGAUGGAAUUGUAUGCUCGAUACAACAACUGUCCACCUCACCCCAAUUAUUAUCUAGAUCUGUUCAUACCACGAAGCUGGAACUGUCAAAAACAGUUUAAUCCGUAGAUCGUGCUGUUUGUGUUAAGGAUGAAAUCUUUUCACGAACAAGUAAAUUUUUGCUAUGCUCUGUUACAGACUAUUUGGUUGAGGACUGUUGUGAACGACAUUUUACAUAAGUUUAGCGUUUAAGCUAAGUAGAGCGAAGAACAGUUUAACACGAUAAAAUUACAAUUAUAAGAGAGCCAAUAAGAGUUUAAUUCUAUUGUUAGAUAACGUUAAUUCAUCUAAGGAAUGUAUUAAAGGGUAUUAAUUUCUUUUUGAAUCAUUUUCGAGUUAUGAAAGUACACUUUCAUAAUUUGAACAUGAUUCAAAAAGAAAUUUAAAAAAUUGUAAAUAUUUUCAAACUUUUGAUAAAAUUUCGAAAAUGGACAUAAAAAUAUUUUUUGUUUCUUCACUGAAAGCUACGGUCAUCAUAACUGAUGACAUUUCGAACUCGCUCCUUUAUACAGUUCCUCAUAAAAAAACACAACCGAGUGUCGUCUUCCAAUUUUAAUAUUGAUUUGGAUAUGUUAAAAUGUAGAAAGAAAUAAGAAACUUAUUUUUUUAUAAGUGCCAAGUUGAAUGUUAAGAGGUUGAAACGUUCCUUGUAAACAAAUUGAUUUUUCUUCUUUCAAAACCAGUAUCGUCAAAAUUACUUAUAAGACGUAGAAAAAAAAAUAUUUUGAAAAAAGUUGAAUAAUAUCAAAAGUACUUUAUACCAGUAAUAAAUUUUCUUUCAAUUUAUAUUAAUAAAAUUUUUUAAUAAAAA
This is a messenger RNA of Solenopsis invicta (red fire ant), 2732 nucleotides long. RefSeq names its product sterol O-acyltransferase 1. The transcript has 9 exons. Gene Ontology annotation, cellular component: endoplasmic reticulum membrane. The record is from RefSeq and is a predicted model, not a curated record. NCBI's taxonomy places the organism in Eukaryota, Metazoa, Arthropoda, Insecta, Hymenoptera, Formicidae. Gene Ontology annotation, biological process: cholesterol metabolic process. The coding region runs from base 383 to 1990 and encodes 535 amino acids.